Naegleria gruberi is the source of this 2862-nucleotide messenger RNA. RefSeq lists its product as uncharacterized. Bases 1 to 2862 code for a protein of 953 amino acids. The transcript is spliced from 2 exons. The record is from RefSeq and is a predicted model, not a curated record. NCBI's taxonomy places the organism in Eukaryota, Heterolobosea, Eutetramitea, Acrasida, Naegleriidae.
AUGAGUGAGAACCAUCAAGAGUAUUGGGAUUAUGAGAGGGUAUUGAAUGAUCGGUUGAAUGAAACUCAAGGAUAUGCCCUUAAAAUGUUCAAGAAUGAAACCAUGGAAGGAAUGGUUGCCUAUCAGUAUAUGAAUUUAUUUCACACAGAACCAAAGGCCAUGUUCUUUUCUGCUUGGUCUAAGGCAGUGAAUGUUACAGGUGUGGGGGAUGAUGGUUACAGUUUCUAUAUUGAUGUGACCUAUACGGAUUGGAAAUCAUUGUGGGGUCAGCAAGUUCACUUCUCUGUUGGAAGUCAUGAUUGGGAAUAUAAGUAUGGUGUGAUAUUUCCAGAGAAACCCAUUCUAUUCUUAACUAUUUAUUGUAUAUUUAGGUGGGGUCAUACUGGAACUGUCUAUUUUGAUGAUAUCUUUGUUGGUGAGCUCAAGACUAAUUUGGUUACUAAAUUUGAUAAAUCUUUCACUGUGGCAAGAGUUCCAGAAUCGUUACCACCAAUAGAUUUAAGCAAACGGAUUAGAAAGAUUGAGAGUGGGAAUGGAUUGGCUCUUUCAUUCGAUUCUGAAUAUGGAAGUAUUAUUGGAACAAGUAUUAAUGGGACUGAAUUGUCACCACUUUCGGAUUUCUAUGUUGGUGGAGUGUUUGUGAAAGAUUUCAAUAGUCAGCAAUCAAAUAAUGCUUCUUUCAUUUUAAUGACUGGUUCAGUUUUGAAUAAUUCAGAUUCGUCAACACUUGAGGUGAAUUCAAGAAAUAGUGAACUGAUGUUAUCAACAAAAACCACAUACAGGGCAACAAAUCUUUCCAUUGAUAUUGAGUGUAUUAUUGAGAAUAUUGAUUCACAACAAUCAGAAAGAGCUUUGACUGUUUAUAUUGGCAUUCCAAUCUCUGAUUUUUCCAUGAAUUGGUUAUGGGGAGAUUUUAUUAGAAUGUCAAGAUCUGUAAAAGAAACAAGCUCUGAAUUUUCCUCUUUGACAACCUUUGGAAAUCUUGGAUCCAAUAAUGGUCUUAUUGGUUUGUAUCCUUUAGCAGCUUUGGCUACUCGAAUGGUUAACUCUUCAAAUGUUGGAAUAGGAAUUGGAGUGCCAGCAGACAAGCCAAGAAUAUUCAGAUUGGCAUUCAAUCCUGGCACUAGAUUAUUAUAUGUGGCAUUUGACAUUGGGUUAAGUGCUCUUCAAACUCUAUCGCCUAAUAAGGCAACUGUUCAGUUGAGUUUAUUUAAAUUGUCAAAAACUGAGGAUUCAUUUGGAAAACCAUUGGCUUAUCCUUUCAGAUCAGCCAUUGAUGAUUACUCCUUGAUAUUCCCAGAUUACUUUAAAGUAAGAAUUCCAAAUUCACAACAAGGAUUAUGGGUAGCUUUCAGUGAUUUAACACAAAUUGAAAAGAUAGAAGAUUUUGGAAUUGGUGUUCAUCAAAUUGGAGAUUCAGAUAGAGAUAUUCCAUUUGGAGCGCAACACAAUAUUAGAACCUUCAGAUAUUUGACAGAAUCUUCAUCUGCUUAUAUUCAUCUUCAAAGAUUUUCACCUCAAACAGAUCCUUCCAAUUACACGCAAGUAAUUCAGGCAACAAUUGAUUGUGGAAAUAAUUCAGCACUCAUUGAAUACGAUAGAGUUCAGUGUCAGACAGCGCUAGUGAGUGGAAUUAAGAACAAGAAUGGGUUUUACAAUUAUCAGGAUGUUGACUAUCCGUGGUGUACAAAACCUUGUGCUGUCUUCAUUGUAAACUCACAGCCAGGAAUUAGAGCCAAGCCACCAAUUCCAUUGAAUUAUCUGAGUAAGGAAGAAUCUGAAUGGAAUGAGGAUGCAAGGAAUAUCUACCUCAAUCCUCAACAUAAGUUUCAUAAUUUGAGUGGAGAAUUCUUUGAUUCAUGGGGUAGUAAUGGCUACGAAUUGGAUUUCAGUCAAGAUCACUUGUCAGUCCUCAAUCAAUCACAUCUGUGCUUCACAUAUUACAACUCUAGAGUAGGAAUGGUUGAAUGGUUCUCUUCCAUAGAUUAUGUAGAUAUGAUCACCAAAUUCUUGCAUGAACAUGGUGGAUUGGGAAUGAGUAAUGGAGUUCUUUCUGAAUACUUUUUCGGAUUUAACAUGAUUGACAAUUUGGGAACAGAAGUAGUUUGGAUUAAUUAUAAUAAUGCUAAGUAUGCACCUUAUUCUGAAGCCAAGUUGAGUUUUAUACGAACUUUGGCCUAUAAGAAACCAUAUAGUACUAUCCUUAAUGUGAAAUUCUCAAUGAUUAAUUUGGAAUUUGUGGAAACAUAUUUCAGACAUUGUGCAUUCUAUGCCAUUUAUCCAUCAUUCUUCUCUGCAGAUGCCAUGAAUUCAAGAUAUUGGGAUAAUCCAUUGUUGUAUAACCCACACAGAGAGCUCUUUAAAAAGUACAUUCCUCUCAUUAAGAAACUAAACGAAAAUGGAUGGGAACCAGAUAAUGGAGUUAGAAUUUACGUGGAAAAUGUAGACGUUGAUGGACCAGUGGUUUCUGAAUCGACACCAAGUGUUAUAGUUGAGAGAUAUUCAACAUGGCCCCAAACUCUACUUCUCACUUCAUUCUUUAGUCUUUCCUUAACUGGAAAUAGUAAUGUGAGUAUUGAGAUUGAUACUAGAAGAGUGCUGAGGGAAGAUAUUCCAUUAUCGAGUGUGAAUUGCACUGGAUUAGAAGCAAAUAUGGUAUUUGACAAUAUUACCUUUCCUGUCUUGGUUCACAAUUCAACAACCAAUUGUUCAGUUUUGAGAUUGGGCAUUCCAAUGGAAAAGGUAAUGAAAGCACAGCCAACAACUCAACCAAUGUGCCAACGCCAUCUCCAACACAUUCCAGUUACCCUGUCAACAAGCCAAUACCUUCACCAAUUAAGUCCUCACACUUGGGAAACUUGA